This is a messenger RNA of Caenorhabditis auriculariae, 3726 nucleotides long. Lineage: Eukaryota; Metazoa; Nematoda; Chromadorea; Rhabditida; Rhabditidae. The record is from the annotation of a GenBank genome assembly.
AUGUCGGUUUUGCCGAAGGACGCUGCUGGAUUUUCGGACCCGGCUUACUGGAAAAACUUCUUCAAACAACAGAAAUCGCCGUUUGAAUGGUUUUGGCCCUUUCAUUCAGUAUCGUGAACUUGUUUUGUAGGUACGGAGACUACGACACUCUUGCGCCGGCCGUUUCGAAAUACUUGAAAGUCUCAGACAGCAUUUUUCAGAUAGGAUGUGGUAAUUCACAGCUGGCUGCUCAGGUUGGUUCCAACAGAGUCGCAGAAAAAUAGUUAGUGUAUGAAGUUGUACGAGAAUGGAUAUCGCAACGUGCGGAGUAUCGACGUCGAGGAUUCUGUGGUGAAGGAUCAGCGAGUCCGCAACAAAGAGCGCCCAGGGCUCACUUUCGACGUCGGCGAUGCGACAAAUGUGAGGUGUCCGCUGUGUAUUCCCCAACUUGAUAAAGAUGGAUGCGGCCGACGAGUCCUACUCGGUGGUGCUCGACAAAGGAACCAUGGACGCCCUCCUUCCUCCCGACGCCGACGAGCAAACUACACUCAACGUGACCAGAAUGCUCGACGAAGUUUGUCGCGUCCUCCAGUCUGGUGUGUUUUAGAAAAUAUGAGUGCGAAAGUGAUUCCCGAUAAUGAAACAGUUUAUUUCAUUCUCUGACUUUUAUCUUCCAGGAGGCAGAUAUCUGCUGGUGACGUUGGCUCAGCCUCAUAUUGUUGAUUUAUGGGUCAAUUAUCUGUACCAAAAGUGAGCGGCUCUCGCCUUUUCAAAUUAAGUUGAACUAUUUUUCAGGAAUCAGUACAUACUGAGAGUCCACAAAGUAGAGAACAAAGUGAGUUCGCGCAAUCCCAGAAUUCUAUCUUUCUUCUCGAGUUUAGGCGAGCGGUUUUCAAAUGCCGGUUUUUGUGUUGGUGGCAACGAAACUCCGAAUCGCAGGAGCUUUCAAACCGGUAUAGGGUUACUGUAGUCUGGUGUGGAAAGGUUGCAGCCGAUGGAAGUUUGUCGGUCAGGCUCGGAGACGAUGGAGCGGGUGGAGAGCGUGGAAGGAAUCAAGGCGUCGAUUCGCGAGGAACAGGAGCUCUCCCAGUUCAUUCAUCAUUGCUCAGAGUCGGUCCGCCUCUUCUGUUUUGAGCUCAUGUCUGCAUAGGAAGCUCGCCGAUGAGGCUUCGAUCGACUUCCAAGGCGAUAAGCCAGAACUUGGCUAUCGCUUCCGGCUCUACGUUGUGGACCGCCCAACUGCCAACAAAAUAGGAACUUUUGCCGCUUUCAUAGUUCCCAUCGGCAGGUUGGUUCUUCGAAACCGAAGCUUACCUCUGGGAAAUUUUACAGAGACGUCGAGUGGAUUUUCGCUUCCGAAAAGGGCCGUAUGGCUCUUCGGCUGCAGUGCGACGUCGACCGACUUGUCAUCGUCUUCCUGAACCGUAGGCAGUACUAUGAAGGCGUGCAGGAAAUCAAGGCCGAACUGGGCCAUUUCAUAACACUUCUCGAUAACCGCGAGAAAGAUCCUGGCGUUGUGAGGAGACACCCAGAGACUUAUUCCUACAGUUUGCUUCCAGUUCAAGCUCCUUUCUAUUGGCGAAGUCGACAUCAAACGAACUUUAGUUGGAGGAACUUCUGAGGUUGGCGUUUUUUCCAUAAAUUAUCAUGAUUGGUUGAUAAAAAUUCCAAGUUUCAUGGAUCAUACAAAAAAGAGUUUAGAAAGUGAAGUUUUUUGCAUUCAUCGACUACAUUUUUCACAAAGUCUUCUUCUCGUUAAUUAUUUUCCAUUUUGGGUGGGAUUUGGACUUGAUUAUGCAUAUAUGUGGAGCACGUUAAAAAAAAAGUUUCAACCAAGAAUUUUUUCAAUUAAAAAUCUCAAAGAUAGUUGCAUUUGAUCGGCUUUGCGUUUUGAAGGUGAAUGGAAAGUGGGAAGUGGAAGAAGUGGACGUCAGCGGAAAGACCUAUCGGAGGCUUGUGUUCCUUUCGACGCUCAACCUCGUCCAGUCCGAAGCUCUGACUGGCGGUUGGCCCAUUUUCAGACAUUUAUAAUGUUCAAAGUUACAGAAGGUAAAAAGGGAAAGAAGAAGAUACUUCUGGACUAUCUCAGCUGCGAGUUUCACCAGAUGAUGGUGGCCGGAUUGGCCCUCUUGCCGCAUAAUCCACUCGCCAAGACAGACCAACCUUUGAAGGUUACUUAUAUGUGAUUACUCUUUUCAGAUCUUUUUUUUACAGUUUGCCGUUCUUGGACUGGGCGGAGGUCUAUUGGCAGCCUACCUGCUUCGUCAGUUCAAACAGGUAAAUUUUGUCAAAAGGAAUGGUUUUUUAGAAAAGGCUUGAAAAAACAGUGAGAAAUAUUUUCAGGCGUCUGUAAUUGGAGUAGAGCUUGAUCACGACGUCAUCAAGAUUGCCGCGGACUUUUUCUCGUUCCCGCUUUCCGAUCCUCGGAUGAAGGUAAAGUGCAUGAACGCACUCGACUUCAUCCGCGAUGUCUCAGAAGCCGGCCCUUGUGAGUUCUGAACUUUUUUCCAAAAAGAGCAGGAAGAUAUUCAGCGGAAAAGUGUGAUGCGAUAUUUGUGGACAUCGCUGGAUCCUCUGAUGAAAUCGGUCUUUGCUGUCCGACUCCGCAAUUCUUGGAACCCCAAGUUCUCGAGCAGAUGAAGAAAGCUUUGAAGCCGAAAGGUUGGAUGCGACUGAAGAAGUCGCUGACACGGUGCGUCUUUCAGGCGCUCUGCUCAUCAACCUCGUCACCCGCGACGACAGCAUCUCUUUGCGAACGAAAGAAACCGUCGCAGGCGUUUUUCCGACGCUGCACGUUCUUCGAUCCUGUGAAGACGUCAAUGAGGUCCGUAUCGCCGCUUUUUUUUCUAGUUUGGGUUCAACGAACCUGUUUCUUUACGUGCGCGUCUGCAGACAUUUUUCUUCAUCACUUGAUCGUUGUUCUGACGGUAUCAAGGAUGUGAGGAAAGAAAAUUGUAAUCUUUUUUUACUUUCGCUUCUUCUCUGAAAACGCAGGGGAUUUUCAUCCAUUCUAUAAAACGGAUCAUUCAUAAGGCACAUAAAAGGCAAUGGAAAUAUUAGAAAAGCUAAAAAUAUUGAGAUUUACGCAGUUUUUCCAUUCUUGUACGCGACCGGGGGCUUGAUGCAAGAGAGUUGAAUCUUCAAGAAAAUCUUUUUUUUUUUGGGAUGUUUUUGGCCAGAUUUCCUUGUUUAAAAAAAAUGCAAAAACAAACAAAAAUAAUUUUUUUGAUUAGGCAAUUGGCAAAAAAAAUCAAAACCUUUUUCUGGUCAGCCUUUUCAAUUGCCUUUUCAAAUUUUAACUAGGGAAAGUUUUUUACCCCCCGGUUGAACUUUCGAUGAAACUUCGCUGAAAUGUAUUUAAAGGCCUCCUGAUUGCAGAACAAGAAAGAAAUUUUUCGCAAUAGAUCUCGUUUUUGAGUUAUGGAGCUUCGAAAUCCGCAAAAAACGCAAAUCAUGUUUACGUCUAGUUGUUUCUAAAUUUUCAAUAGUUUUGUAUUAGAAAAAGUAUUGAAGGUCCUCAGAAAAAAUAGAAUCUUGGUGAUGAACUUCUUAGAAAGCGCCGUCCAUUACUUGCAGAUGUAUUGCGAUAAGGCAUACCAGUUAAUUUUAUAGGUGUUGAUUGGACAGUCUCAACUCAAGGACACGCCGGUGGCGCCGCAAGAGUUGACGAAAAAGAUCUCGAGAAAUCUGGGAAGUGUGAACGACAUUGUCGACUCGCUCAUGCGUAUCCACAGAUUCAGAUUGUGA